This is a messenger RNA of Raphanus sativus (radish), 1354 nucleotides long. RefSeq lists its product as uncharacterized. NCBI's taxonomy places the organism in Eukaryota, Viridiplantae, Streptophyta, Magnoliopsida, Brassicales, Brassicaceae. The transcript is spliced from 3 exons. Bases 59 to 1222 code for a protein of 387 amino acids. The record is from RefSeq and is a predicted model, not a curated record.
CAUAAAAUCCCUCAAUCUCGGCCAUCAUCGUCCCCACCCAAAUUCGAAAAAGCAAAGAAUGGAGGAAAGUUUCAGAGUAAGGAUCGACAAGGUAUUUGGAUCUCUCUCAUCCUCAUCUGCGGCCUCUUCUCUGAACUCUCUAUGGUGUCUCGCGGACGACGGUAUCGAUACAAGAAGCGACCGGAGCGGAGGAGAGAAAGAGGUCUCGGAGCCCCACCAGCCAAGCUUCCCGGAGAAUGAUCGAGACGAUUUGAACAACGUCGAUGAAGAAGACGAAGCAGGGUCCACUGUGUUGCAGAAGCCGGAUGAUUACAACGACGAGGAGUGGGAGAUCAAAUCCUCAAUCGGGAUGGACACUACUCUCGACAUGGAGGAAGAGGAAGAUGAGAAUGACAAAGUGGCUGUAGGAGAGGAACUGUGCGGCGUUUACACCAAGGAUGUGAACGACUACGAGACGGAAGCAGAUGAGUGGGAGGAGCUUCCCUCUUCUUUCAAUGAAAGAGAGAAGGAUCCUCGUGCUAACUACAUCGCCGCGGAGAUUAGGCUUAGAGAAGACGCUGAUGCUGUUAACAAGUUGAACUCUUUGCACGUCUCUGAGGGACAUCAGGAUAACAUGUCGGAAAAGGAGAAAGUGGUUUCUGAGGAGGCAUAUGCUGGCGCUUCGGAUGAUAAUGGGCUGAAACCGAUACUGAAGAGGAAAGAAAGCCAAGCUGACUCGAAGUUGCAGAAGCGUGUUCGGUUUAGUUCUGAUGUCAGAGAUGACGACGAUUCAACUGGAGGUGGUGACGGAGAUUCUGCGAUGGAGACAAGUAUAGUAGUGCAGCGAGACCAUCCAUCUGGAGAGCCAGAUUAUGUUCGAAACCCGUCAAAGUACACCCGGUACACGUUUGACGAAGGCGAGGUUGACGAGGAAUCUAACAGGAAAGCGUACAUGGAGUUUCUCAGCAUGAUCAGGAGCCGAGACGAGCCUCUUGAAGACCCUCUGGUUGAGCUUCCGACAUCGGUGGCUUUUGUACCGAAGAAGAAUCAAACGGGUGAGAGCAAAGUAGGAAACGCAGACAAGGGUUUUGAGGGAAGAAGAGGUGUAAUGCCUAUCUUAGAUUCCAUAGAAGACAGCACUGUUUCUGCCAUGGAAGAAGAUGAACCACAAACAGCUCUGAAUGUCGUAAGAAGACCCGGUCGUCAGUAUAGGGCUAGAGCCAAGGAAGAUGAAGUGGAAUGAAUGUUGAGUAUCAUCAAACUCGCCUUGCCAGUUUUGGCGUGUUGUCUUUUAUUACUUGAAUUUAGCAGAGUCUGGGUGACAGAAAUCAUAAAUUUAUUGGGGACUUCAUAUGAUACUUCUACUUUCGAUUCA